ACCUGUUCUCGCGGGAGGGGAGAUUGCCGAAGGAGCGUCCAGUGUUCCCUUUGCUUAUCCGGGUUCAAGAAGAAACAUGGAAGGUCUCAUGCUCCGUAAAUGACUUGGAUCACGUCGUAUAAGCAAUGGAGGUAAGCUGACACACGGUGAUGGGACCUCAACUCAUCCCAAACGGUUGGCUGAGAUAGCCGCGCAGAGUAUAACAGCACCGGUGUUUAAAAGAUGGAGUUUUGAGGGAGGCUCUAGAGAAAAAUGGCUGCCUUUUCUCUCAACUCCUUGCCUGUACCUCCUUCGAAGCACCAGAAGGCAGCUGAGUGUUCUCAUGUCGAUGGAGGCCUUAAACCGAUUGUUGUCACUGGCAAUCCUCCAACAUUUGUCUCUGCACCUGGUCGCCGAAUUGUUGCUGUUGGUGAUCUCCAUGGGGACCUUGCUCAAACAAGGUGUGCACUAGAAUUGGCUGGUGUUUUGAGCUCAGAUGGUCAAGAUUUGUGGAUUGGUGGAGAGACAAUAUUGGUUCAACUUGGAGAUAUCCUUGAUCGAGGUGAAGAUGAAAUAGCUAUCCUAUCUUUACUACGAUCGCUAAAUAUUCAGGCAAAAUCUGAUGGUGGUGCAGUAUUUCAGGUGAAUGGAAAUCAUGAAACAAUGAAUGUUGAGGGUGAUUUUAGAUUUGUUGACCCUAGGGCAUUUGAUGAGUGCAUAGACUUCUUGGAAUACUUGAAUGAACAUGAAGGCAACUGGAAAGAUGCUUUUGUUGGGUGGAUCAAUGUUUGUGAAAGGUGGAAAGAGAAUCGUAGAAUGUCCCAAAAUUAUUGGAACCGCUGGAAUCUUAUGAAGAGGCAAAAGGGGAUUAUUGCUAGAUCAACACUUUUAAGACCAGGAGGUCCAUUGGCUUGUGAACUAGCUCACCAUGCAGUUGUCCUCAAGGUUGAUGAUUGGAUUUUUUGUCAUGGUGGCCUUCUUCCUCAUCAUGUUGUAUAUGGUAUAGAGAGGAUGAACAAAGAAGUAUCUCAUUGGAUGCAAGGGUUCAGUGAAGACGAUAAUUAUAGUCUUGAAAUACCUUUUAUAGCUACAAGAGGUUAUGAUAGCGUUGUUUGGAACCGCUUAUAUUCAAGAGAUUGUGUAGACAGAAAAUACCAAUCUUGGCAGAUUUCCUCCAUUGUGGAAGAGACAUUACAAGCCAUAGGAGCUAAGGGGAUGGUGGUUGGUCAUACUCCACAGUAUAAUGGUGUUAAUUGUAGAUAUAAUCAGAGAAUAUGGUGUAUUGAUAUUGGCAUGUCAAGUGGAGUCCUUAAUUCAAGACCAGAGGUUCUAGAAAUUAAAGAUAAUAAAGCAAGGGUGUUGAGGGACCAAAGUUACUUGUUCGGUGAACUUGAAGCCAUGGAUUAUCUAUGAGAACAUGCACUAUGGCAGAAGAUCUGUGUUCUCUUCAUCUUUGGCAUUAUGUAUGGCAAAACAUGGGCAUGAGGCUGCAGGGGGAGGUUAAUAUGAAUUCUCAUUUCAUAUACGAAGACAUAAACUCAUACAGUGUAUAGAUAUACUUCCAAAUGAAACUUGAAACUGGAUAUGGAAGCACAUGGGGAAUUUAUUUGGGUUCUACUGCAAAUUCUCUCUUCUUUCUACUUGUAUAGAACUUGAUGUACCAGAUAUGUAAGUGAUAAGGAAGCAAUAUGUCUCAUGUCUGAUUUUGUACCAUUUUAAGAUUGACACUGAAAAGGCUUCCGAAUUAAAAGUCAUACUUGUAACUUGAUAAAAAUUUCAACAUCCGUUGGUUUCAUCA
This is a messenger RNA of Elaeis guineensis (African oil palm), 1777 nucleotides long. Its product is annotated as shewanella-like protein phosphatase 1. Lineage: Eukaryota; Viridiplantae; Streptophyta; Magnoliopsida; Arecales; Arecaceae. The record is from RefSeq and is a predicted model, not a curated record. Gene Ontology annotation, molecular function: hydrolase activity.